This is a messenger RNA of Paramuricea clavata, 2223 nucleotides long. The record is from the annotation of a GenBank genome assembly. Lineage: Eukaryota; Metazoa; Cnidaria; Anthozoa; Malacalcyonacea; Plexauridae.
AUGAAAGACAAUCUGAAAGAGGUAGACGGAAAAAUAGAAAGGUUUGACACUUUGAACGAAGAGGGCCAUUUCCGUUUCCCUGUUUAUCUCUUAACAGCCGAAAAUGAGCAGAAAUAUUUUGCCAUACAAUACGCCAAAGAGCCUUUGGAAACUUUGAGAGAAAUGAGGAACUCGGGACAAGCCAAAGGUGUAAAUAAACAAAAUUGUAAAGAGGAAGUAGAAAGACUUUACAAUACACUGCUUGGAAUAUUAGACGACCCACCAAACCAGGAUUUUAAAGAAAUGUGCGUACUCGUACCUAUAGCAAAAAGUUCGAAAAGUUUACAAAACGGAGGAUUAACUAGAUGUAUCAUGGAUAUAAUGCAACCAUGCGAUACUCAGAAUGAUAGUGGUGCUAGUACGUCAGAGAACAGUUCAGAAAUGGCACACACUGCAAAUGAGAGUCAACAAAAUGACCAGGUACAACAGAUAAUGAAUUAAUGAUUCCUGCAGAGAAUCUUGAUCAUUCUGAAAUUAACAGCUCUAAAUCUAGCCUGCGAAAAGUCUAUACAGAAAUUCAGUCUAUACUGAUACGAAACGACUUUCUGUAUAUAGAUUGUUUGCAGGCUAAAUCCGAUUUCAAAAUUGCCGGUUGAAAUCGCAUUUUUCGACGAUUUAAUUAUAUCUAUUAAUAUAAUCGCAUUUUUCGAAGCUAUUUGUCUGCGUAUUGAAGUUAUUGAAAAUAUUUUCAUUUCGGAUUCAAAUUUAAGAAUCUUUCAAAUAUUUGAAGAACUUGGUGAAAAACUGUUAUUUCGACCGGCAAAUUUUUAAUCGCAUUAUCGUGUUUGACCAUUUUUGUUUGCAAUAAUGACAGAUGUAUCAUUAUAUACACAGGUUGAUGGUGUUCCAAGCCAUACACAAAGUGGACAAUCUGCAUAUGAUGCACAAGAACAAAACGAAGAGCGAAGGACUUUUUCCAAAGAUAGCAUACGACAAACUAGUAUUAUCACGACAGAGGUCGGCUUGGAUGACAUUUCCCCUAGUUCAUCUCUAUCGUAUUCUAGUGCAUUCGAUUCAGUUUCACCCCACCGUUCAUUUAGCGCCGCCCCUGGAAAAAUUGAGUGAAAGUGAUCUAUACCAAUCUCGUACCCAGAGUAUGCCCGUUCGCAGGUUAGGUGCUGGGCAUGACCAGCACCUAACCUGCGAACGGGCAUACUCUGGGUACGAGAUUGGAUCUAUACAGACUACAAGAAAUGUCUCAUACAUAAUAAACGCCCCCUUUUCAUAGGACCGUUUAUUUGAACGCUUAUUUGAUUAAACAACCUGAAUAGUGUUGAAUUUUACCUGAAUAGUGUUGAAGCGUAUUAAAGUGCAAUAUUGAGUGCAAGAGCCAUGAAAGUUGAAGAAUUUUGACUUUUUUCACUCUACUUGAAGUGUUGUAAGAGACCGCUGAAAAGUGUUCUUCACUUGUUUGAUAAGAAACGUUAAACUGCCGUAUGUCUCCAAUAAACGCCUCACGGUUUUAUUAGAUUACCUGUUGGAUCAUUUUUACUCAGGGCCGCCCAGAGGUUGGCGGGGGCCCGGGGCAAAUUUUUUUUAGGGGCCCCUAUCUAAAACAAUUUUCCCGGAAAAACUUUUUUCCGGAUAACAACCCCCCGCCGUCGCCAAAAAAAUUUCGGUCAGUGUACCAUUUUAGGGGUAAAAAAUUUUUUCCGGAGUACAAAAUUUUGCCGGACGAUUACGUUGCAAAUGCUUUCGAGGGACUUUAUCUCAUUUUUUUAUGCCAAAAUUAGCCCAGGAAAACAGCCCAACUGAGCCCAAGAAAACAGAUAUCUUGUCCUUUGCGCGGAAAUAUUUAACACGCAAAAAAGGCUGGGGCCCUACAAAAAUUUUGAGAGCAAUCUACACGAGAUAAAUAGUGGGUACGAAGACCUUCGUCUACAGUUCGAUGAAUACAAGAAAAUAACCGAAGUGUUAAUUCAGAGGGACAGGUUUCAACAUUCGACAACAUUUGAAUAUUCAAAUGUGAUCGAUAAAGUUAAUCCAAGCGAAACUAAACGGUACCAAGACGAAGUAAGCCGGCUCAAAAAGGACCUUUCUAGUGAGAGGGAGAAAUGCAAGCGCUUGGAAGCUGAUCUGUGUAUUCUAAUCAAAGGAAGAUCUUGUGAAGUUAAUGAAUUGAACGAUAUUAUUGCCUCUCUUGAAUUUAAACUGAAAGCCACUGAGGCGACUAAUUCUCCUUGA